This is a messenger RNA of Coffea eugenioides, 2196 nucleotides long. Its product is annotated as tRNA-dihydrouridine(20/20a) synthase-like. The transcript has 13 exons. The record is from RefSeq and is a predicted model, not a curated record. Gene Ontology annotation, molecular function: flavin adenine dinucleotide binding; tRNA dihydrouridine synthase activity. The coding region runs from base 497 to 1783 and encodes 428 amino acids. Lineage: Eukaryota; Viridiplantae; Streptophyta; Magnoliopsida; Gentianales; Rubiaceae. Gene Ontology annotation, biological process: tRNA dihydrouridine synthesis.
AAGAUGCCUUGUCUUGAGCGAGAGGCCAAUAGUGAAGACUCGUGCCUCCUCCUUGUCCGUUGAGUUGAAAAAACAGAGCAAAGCCACAAGUUUUCGUUUUCUGCAGGUGUGGUUUUCAUCAGCUGUGAAGAAAGAAUCAGGCAGCAAAAACGACAACGUCAAGCUCUCCCCUUAUCAACGUAAAUCCACCAUCCCUUUACUGCUCCUUUGCUCUCCCUUCAGCUGGUUGAUUUAGUUCUUCAAGUCUGGGAUGCGAAUUCCUUUAGCCAUUUGUUGCGUGCCAGAUGUUCGACGAAAUGCUCAUGUGAAGUUGGAUUAUAUUUACACAACAUUUUUGGUGCGGCUACCUACCCUUUAGGUUGCUUGGAGGGAGGUGAAAAAAACUCUGGUUAUUGAAUAUUAAAUCCAUAAGCUGCUUAUCACAGUAGUGAAUGCAAGAACAUGUAUUGUGAACCAAUGAAAUAGUGCAUCAAAGGGCUGGCUUUGGUCCAAAGGAAUGGUGAAGUAUUCUGGACAUACACUAAUUUCUUCUCUUACUCCUUUUUGUUGUGUCCUGAAAAACCAUGGCAGAUUGUCAUCAAGUCUGUUUUAUGGAAGUUCAACAAAGUCAAGGGUGUACCAUUACUGUAAGAGGAGCCACUUACAUACUGAAACUAUAAUGGUUUCUCUGCGUUAUCACCCUUCUUGGUUCAGUGUGGCACCAAUGAUGGAUUGGACAGAUAAUCACUUUAGGACUUUAGCACGGCUCAUCUCAAAACAUGCAUGGUUAUACACAGAAAUGAUUGCUGCAGAGACAAUUGUCUUUCAGAAAGGAGAUUUGAACCGAUUCUUGGCAUAUGGUCCAGAGCAACAUCCAAUAGUACUUCAGAUUGGGGGAAGUAAUUUGGAUAACCUCGCAAAAGCAACUCAACUUGCAGAUCCCUAUGGCUACGAUGAAAUCAAUUUCAAUUGUGGUUGUCCUAGCCCAAGGGUAGCUGGACAUGGCUGUUUUGGCGUGCGUCUUAUGCUGGAUCCAAAGUUUGUUGCUGAGGCCAUGUCAGUUAUAGCUGCAAACACUGAUGUACCUGUGAGUGUCAAAUGCCGAAUCGGUGUUGAUGACCAUGACUCAUAUAAUGAGCUCUGUGAUUUCAUAUACAAGGUUUCAUCGCAAUCACCUACUAGGCAUUUCAUUAUACACUCCCGAAAAGCAUUACUUAAUGGACUCACCCCAGCUGAAAAUAGAAAAAUUCCUCCCCUGAAAUACGAAUACUAUUAUGCUUUGUUGCGUGAUUUUCCCGAUCUACAGUUUACAAUAAAUGGAGGUAUACAAACCAUAGAUGAAGUAAAUGCAGCAAGAACAGAAGGUGCUCAUGGUGUUAUGCUUGGACGUGCAGCCUAUAGCAAUCCAUGGCAAACAUUGGGACAUGUAGACAGUUUAGUAUAUGGUGCACCUCGAAGUGAUCUAACCAGGCGUCAGGUCCUUGAGCAGUACCAGAUAUAUGGUGAUUCAGUCCUUGGCAAAUAUGGGCAAAAACCAAGUGUUCGGGAUGUUGUUAAGCCUUUGCUUGGUCUUUUUCAUUCUGAGCCUGGAAAUGCCUUAUGGAAACGCAACGUUGACUCUGCUUUUCAACAUUGCACGACUAUAAAAUCCCUUUUGGAGGAGACAUUGGUGGCAAUUCCUGACUUUGUUCUGGAUUCACCUGUUGGUGUGGCACCAUCUGGUUGCACAGAAGCUUUUGCCAAUUCAAAAAGUUUAUUACCUCCUCCAUAUAUAACCACGGAAAAAGAGAUCAUGUAUGCCUAACUUUAAAUGCAUGCAAAACUUCUGAUGUUCGCUAUGUAUUGCAAAGAUAUUCAGUAGUUUCUAUUCUUUGGGAUAUAAAUUGGAUGUCCCGUGUAAAAUCAGGAAAUUUCUUUUUAGGAUACAAGUAGGAUGAAAGGGCUUACAUGCAGAUAGGAUGAAAGGGCUUACAUGCAGACUCUUAGCUACCACUGUUUAGACUAACAAUGUCCUGAGUUAAAGAUUCUACAAAGUUAUUUAGAGACUUAGGUUCCUUCUCAAGUGCACCAAUCUAUGCCUGUGGCAGAUAUUUUACCUAUAUAGACUCCUUAUGGUGCCCAUUCAAGUUUCCUGUAGUACUCGUAUUUCUGAAUUGGUACUAUUCAACAUGUGUUGAUUCGCCAGUUAUGAAUUUCAGAGAGAUUUGAACAAUGUUA